Messenger RNA from Ichthyophthirius multifiliis, 9367 nucleotides. RefSeq lists its product as hypothetical. Gene Ontology annotation, biological process: protein deubiquitination. Gene Ontology annotation, molecular function: cysteine-type deubiquitinase activity; cysteine-type endopeptidase activity. Gene Ontology annotation, cellular component: nucleus; cytosol. NCBI's taxonomy places the organism in Eukaryota, Ciliophora, Oligohymenophorea, Hymenostomatida. The record is from RefSeq and is a predicted model, not a curated record. The transcript has 4 exons.
AAGAACAAGUUUCAAUUGAAGAAUUACAAAAAUAUCAUGAGACUUUCAAAUAAAUAGAUAUAGAGAAAUGGAGAAACACUUAAAAAAUAAUAUAUUUAAUAAAUUCACAUAAUGAGAAAGCAACAUAGAACGAAAUGAGAACAGUAUUAAAGUUUUAUAUUUUAUUAAAUAAUAAUCAUAUUUUACAUAACAACUAAAAUAAAUGGCGAGAAAUAUAUUUAUAUGAUGAUAAAGUAUAUGAUUAUUUUAUGAAUGAUUUUUUUCCAAGUAUUGCAAAAUAUUUAAUAGACGAAAAGAGCUUUUCCUAUGAACAAACUCUUUAUUUAUCAAAUUAGAUACUUUUAUAAUCUGUGUAUUUAUUUAUUACUACUUUCUAAAAAUAAACACUUGCUACUUCGGAAAUGCUUUCUUAUAUAUUCGAUUACUAAAAAGCAUACUUCCAAAACAAUAACAAACUCUAAAUGCCUUUUUAAAUUUAAUAAAUUCAUAAAUUUACAUCUUAAUAUGAAGAGUUCCUUUAAAACUUAUAAAUGGGAUAAUAUGUAGAUGCUAUAAAAGUAGAUCCACAGUAUAACAAAUAAUGUUAUAGAAGAGCAAAAAUAAUUAAUAUCAGUGGCGAUUAUAUUUAGGUAUAGUUUUUGGCUAGUUCUUAAAUUUUUAAUAGAUAAAUUUAUAGAUUUAGUUCUGAAAUCAGACCUUAUAAAAGCGUUUGUACUGAUGAAGAAUGGGAUUGGAUGUUUCAACUUAAAAAAGGAGACUUAAUUGAUUGUUGUGAUACAUCUCAUAUUUGGUAUAAGUGUACUGUAUUGGAUGUCAAGUAAAUAAGUACUGGUAAUAAUUUUACUAAAGAAGAAGAUGAUAAUGAAAAUAUUGAUUCUAAUUCAAAAAAUAAUUAUGAUGAUGUUAUUAGAGCAAUUUAAAUAGGAUAUAGAUAUUAUGAUCAAUAAGGAAAUAAAAGUGAUUAAAAAGGCAACUUUUUUGGUUAUACUUCUUAAUAUGAUGAAUAUUUAGAAGUAACACAUCCUCGUGUUGCAAAACUUAAUACAUAAGCUUAAAAACUUUAUACAAAAUCUACUUAGAAUUAAAUAAGUGAUGAUUUAAUAGAUGAUUAUAACGACAAUACAUAAAUAUUAGACGACCAAAACUUAAAAAUAUAUGCAAUACCUCGUAGAUAAUAUAAUACAUCACUAUUUUUGGUAGCUGCAUUGAAUAAAUUUGGCAGAAAAGGAGGAUUUAAUUUAAUUUUGAACAAGAUAAAUAAUUUUAAUGAAUAAACUUGGUGUCCAAUAGAUUUUUUAGCAAUUUAAAUGCAUAUAAUAAAUUAAAUAUAAUGCCUUUUUGUUAGAUAAUUUGCCUAAGAGUUCGCCAAAAUCAUAAUUCCUAUAGUUUAAAAAAAUAUUUUGGAUAGUCCAGCUUCUAAUUUGAGAAAUUUCACAAAAGAAAAAAUCGAUUUAGUAAACAAAGGAUUAGGAAGCUUGAUGAAACGCAUAUAUUCGGUAGGCUAAAAAAUUGAAUUAUUGGAGAAGUUUAAUCUAUAAAUGGCUUUAUAAUCUUUUAAUUCGGAAUUCAUAAAAACUUAACUUUAAGGUCUGAAAACUAUUAUGGAAAUUUUAGGAACUAAUAGAAAUGAAAAAAACACAGAAACAAUGCAGCCUGAAUAACUAAAAGAAUGGGUUAAAGAAAACUAACUUUUUAAAAAAUUAUUCACAAGUUCUAAGUAUUAAUUGAUUUAAAAAGCAGGUGAUUUCUUUAAAUAUAUGUUAAACGAAAAUAUGGUUUAGGAUGAACAUUUGGAAAUCUUAUGGAAUUAAACUAGAAAAAAUGAUAUGGAGUUAAAGCUUGCUAUUUAUAAAAUUCUAACUGAUAAUUAUUACUUACCUGCUUUUAAUAAAUAAAUUAUCGAAUUUUUCUUGAAAAAAAUUACAUAAGAAAGCGAUAUAAAUAAAAUUUCAACUGAAGAUAUAGAAUUUAUUCAAAAUUUAACUAAAACUAAUUACAAAGGAAUUGAUUUGUAAAAUACUGUUAGAAAUUUCUAUUGGAAUUUGAUUAACAAGAGUGAUCAAAUUUCUUAGGAUAUACUAGAAGAAGUUAUUAAAUCCUAUUCUGAUAGUUUUAAUUAUGAAAAUUCUAAAGAAAAAAAGCAAGAAGUUCUUGAGAACUGUGUUAAUAGUAUUGCAGAAGUAAACUUAUAAUUUUUUAAUUUUUUAAUUUUUUAAUUUUUUUCUUUUAGGGAUCAUCAGGCACUUUACAUUUAUUAAAAAUAAUUUCAAAAAUAAUUGAUAGUUUAUUUGGAGGGUAAUAUUACUCAUAUUCUAAAAAAGAUGCUAUUCUAUUUUUAUACUAAGAAAAGUAAAUUGUAAAUGUUUUAGUUUAGAAUAUACGUAUAUUCAAAGAAGAGCUUAAAUAAAAGGUAAGUUAAAUUACUGAAUAAGCUUUCGAUUAAGUUUUGGGAAAGCCUACAUAUAUUGAACAUCUAAAAGCCAGAAUUGACUUUUUGAAUUUCAGUAAUUAAAGAAAAGAAAAAAAAUUAAAAAAUAAUAAUUUUUAAAUAUAGUUUAUAAUAAUCUACCUAACGAUUUAGAGCUAAGCUUUGAUGUUAUUUCUAUAGUUUGGGAUGCUAUUAUUGUUGAAGGAUUAAUUCCAAAAGAAAAAGAUAUUAUCUAUAAAUGGUUUGCUGAAAUAAAUACUUCUAAUAAUACAAAUUUAUAAAUAAAAUAAUAAGAUUUGAACAUUUUCUUUAUAUAAAAAUUAUGUUCUGAAUAAGAUCUUAGGGAAAUGACUUUAGAAGGUUGGAAUUGUUUCAAAGGCGUAUUUUGUAUAAUAAAUGAAUAAAUUAAGAAUAUGAAAAAAUACAAUACACAAAAAAGUUGGCAAUAAUAAUAAACAUAUAAUAAUAUGUAAUCAACAUAUAAUUAAUAAUAAGAAGAUAGGAGAACUAAUAUUGACUUUGAUUAUAUAAUGUUAAUAAAUCCUUCAAAUUUAAUAGGAAUGAAUGAGCUAUGGAAAUUAAUAAUGAUAAACGAAAACAAUGAGGUAGUAAAUAAAGCCUUAGAGUUCUUGAAUAACUUGCAUUCUAACUUUGAUUAAGUUAUAGAAUAAGAAGAAAUCGAAAUAAAAAAAUGCUAUUAUUAAUAAGCUUAUGGAUAAUUAGAAUAAAUAUUGACUUAAAAAGAAAUUGAUAGUUAAAAAGCUUGUAGAUGUAUAAUUUUAAUCAAAAGUAUUUUGGAUGAAAGUGAAAAGAAAGGAAACGGAGGUUUAAAAUCUCUUAUUUCAUUAUCAAAAGGAGAAUUAAUAAGUUUACAUUUUAAUUUAUGUUUUUCUUAAUAUGAUGUGCCAAACAAUUUCACAAUAAAAAUUUACAGUAAUGAUUCUGUUAUUGAUUUACUUUAAAAAGUAGGAUUAAAUAUAAAAUGUACUUGGGAAGAGGUUUCGCUUUAUAUAAUAGAUUCCUAAAGGGAAAUAUCAGUAAAGGAAAACGGACGCUCUUUAGCAGAAAUAAAACUAAAAAAUGGACAAAAGAUAAAUGUGUUUAAAAAAAAAGCUCCUUUAGUGAAAGAAGAGCCUAUACUUCUAGAAAAUGGAGAAGUAAAUCCUGUGGCAAUAAAUAUUUUUAAAAAAUGGUUCUGGAUGUUUGCUAAAGAUGGUAAAAUGUUUUCUGAAGAAAUUGCAAAGUUUAUAAAUUCAUGUACUCAUGAUAAUUGCUAAGCUAAUGAUUCACGUGUUGUAAGUACUUUAAACGCUUACGAUAAAGAAUAAAAAGGAUAUUUAUCAGAAGAAAACUUUAUUCUUUUUUAUUAUUAGGCUUGUAAAACAAAACCAUUAGUAGUAAGAAAAAAUCUAGAAUCUUAUCAUUAUAGAAGAGAUUUGAAAUUAUAUGAUGAAGUUGAAAUCGAAAAUGUUAAUAUCGAAUAAAUGCCUAGAUAUUUACUUUCUAGGGACGAAAAUUUUUUUUAAAUGAUCUUCUGUUUAUUGGAUAAAGAAAGCUUAGCAGAAGAUGCCUGGAUGUUGUUGAGUAGAUUGCCUAUAAGUCCAAUCUUAUAUAAUUAAAUUUUAGACUGUAAAGGAGCUGAUUGGGAAAUUAUACUUGGAAAUAAAUCAGUAUAUAAAUAGCUUUAUAAUUUACAUUUAAUGGAAUACUUAAUGGAAGACUAAAUAGAUAAUAAUAAAGAAGAAAAUAAACAAAAAAAUGAGGACGAUUAGGAAUUCUUAAAAAAAAAAAAUUGGCGAGCAGACUUUAUUAAGCUUGGAGGCUUUGAAUUUUUAUUUAAAAUGUUUAGUAAUUUAUAAAACUAAAUACAAAUAUAAAGUCCUUCAUACUAAAAAUAUAUUUUUGCAUUCAUAUUGAAAAUGUUUUUGAAAUAUUUGGUUGUCGCAUUUACCAUUUUAUAAUAAGGAAAUAAAAAUAUCUAUAAGAAUGUAGCCAGAAUGUAAUCUACGCAUGUAAGUUUGCCUGCUUUAAUACUUUCUAUUAGAUAAGAUAGUAGAGGAUUGUAAUUAAAAAGAAAAGAGUCAGAAUUUAGAGAUAAUUUUUUAGAAAACGAAGUAAAAAAAUUUGAAUUAAUGGAUGAAGUUUGUAUAAAAUUAAAUGAAAAAUUAUAUGAGAUUAAUGUAGAACCUUCUGAAGAUUUUAAUGCCUUAGUAAAAAGCAUUGAAGAGUAAAAUUUAAGUGAAAUUAUUCUUUCUAAAUUUAAUUUUGAAUAACUGGUUUGUGAAUUAUGUAAACUUUGCAUUAAAUAUACUUCAGAUUCUAAUGAAUUAGAAAGUGAAGACAGACUUAUUAUUGAAUAUUCACUUUAAUUAAUGGGAACAUUACUUUUAUCUAAUAAUUCAGUAUGUGAUUAUUUUUUCAAAAAUGAAAUAAGCUUAUUUAAUUAAUUAAUAAUUAGUUGUAUUUUCUAUAAUUAAAAUUAAAAUGUGAGAAAAAAUUUUAAUAAUUGUUUUUUUAUAGUAGCUAAAAUGCGCAAAUUUCCAGUUAAAAUCAUACUUGAAAUACUAAUUUAAUAAAUCCCUAACAUUAGAAAUUACACUUAAUAUUGUACUUAAUAUUUUGAACUUUUUUGUGCUCUUUUAGAUUGUUUGGAAGAUUCUUAAAGUUUUGAUUGGUAAAAACUAUUAGAAACUUUGACUUAAAAUAUAAAAGAACACAAAAGUACAGAGACUCGUAUAAAAACAAAAAAUGAUAAAAUAUUAAUUGGAUUAAUUAAUUUAUGUGACCGCAUUUUGAGCGUGAAUGAACAUAUUAAAAUUAAUUCUGGAGAAAUACUAAUUUAAGAGAUUUUCCAUAAAUGUCUUUUUGAUAUUUCUGAUCAUAAUUCGAUUCUAGUAGACUAAAAUAUAUAAGAGUAUGAUUAAAAAGUUGUCAAAUGUAAAGGAGACUAAAGUAGAUAAGCCGCCUUCAAUUUAUUAAAAUCAUUAUGUAAAAAUUGUCCAUAAAACUUACAUUUUUUGAUGUCAACAGGCUUAAUUAAACUCCUUGAAAAUCUUCCCGUUGUCUAAUAUAGAUAAAAGGAACCAAGAAGUGAUCUUGGCUAUGUGGGAUUAUAUAAUCUAGGUUGCAUAUGUUAUAUGAAUGCUAUGAUUUAGUAAUUCUUUAUGACUCCUACAUUCAGAAAUGCAAUUUUAAUGGCUGAUGACAACAAAGAACUUAACUUUGAAGAAGUUGAAUAUAAUAAAAAAUAAAUGGUCACAGAUGAUAACGUACUCCAUUAAUUUUAAUAAAUGUUUGCUUAUUUAUUAAUGAGUGAUAGAGUUGAAUAUAACCCUAUUGAAUUCUGCUUUUCAUUUAAAGAUUAUAUGGGAGAACCUGUAAAUACUAUUGUUUAAUAGGAUGCUUAAGAAUUCUUGAAUAUGAUAUUCGAUAAAUUAGAAAACAGCUUAAAAAAUACACCAUUUAAAAAAAUAUUGGAAGGUGUUUAUGGGGGAAAGACAUGUACUUAACUUAUUUGUUAAAAUUGUAAGCAUUUAAGCAAUGUUUUUGAGACCUUUUAUAGUUUAUCUGUUGAAGUUAAAAAUUAAAAAACUUUAAAUGAAUCUUUAAAUAAAUUUAUUGCAGGUGAAACCAUUUCUGAUUAUAAAUGUGAAAAAUGUGAAAAAAAGGUUGAUGUAGUUAAAAAAAUAUUCCUUAAGGAUUUACCUAAUGUACUUAUAGUACAUUUAUAAAGAAUCAUUUUUGACAUUGAAACAGUCCAAAAUAUUAAAGUGAAUUCUAGAUUAGAAUUUCCUGAACAACUAGAUUUAAAAUCUUACACAAAUGAUGUACAUGAAUGCAAAAACAAUGAAUAUUUCGAAUAUUAAUUAGCCGGAGUUGUCGUACAUACAGGGACAGCUGAAUAUGGACAUUAUUAUUCUUUUAUUGAUACUAAUAGAGAAGAUUAAACCAAUCAAACUUAUGGAGAAACUUGGUUAGAAUUUAAUGAUAGUAAAAUAAGGGAAUUUUAAAAGAAAAAUAUUGAAUCAGAAUGCUUUGGGGGACAAAGUAAUGAUUAAGAUGAUAAUUCGAAUUUUAACUGGUUUAAAAAUAGGGAUAAUAGUAAAAAUGCCUAUAUUUUAGUCUAUGAAAAGAAAAUAAAAAAUAAAAUCGAACUUAUUUUAUCUAAUGAAUAAGAAUUGAAAGAUACUGUAAAUAAAUUUAACCUUAAAAAUUAUGAAUAAGAUUCUAAUAAUCCACUUAUUAUUAAAAUUAAUUAUUAUGAAUUUAAAUAAUAAUAAGCAUAUAAUAAUACUUCUUUAUAUAAAAAAGUCUGGAUUGAUAACCAUUAGUUUAUGUUAGAAAGACAUAUCUAUAAUGAAUCAUUUUAUUCCUUUAUAAAUGACAUAAUUAAUUCUAUAAAUUUACCUGAAUUAGAUCAAAGUUAAUGUCCGAAAGGUUAUUAUCAGAAAUUCAAUGAAAUUUCUUAAUAAACAAAAGAACAAUAUUAAACUCUUAUAAAUAUUCAUGCUAAAAUAAUAUUUGAACUAUUAGCUAAAUCAAUAGAGUCAAACUUAAUGUGUGAAAAUAUAACUAAAAGAUUAAAAAUAUUACUUUAAUUAAGUCCUGAAUAUUGCAGUGAAUUUUUCUUUAAGCAUUUUUAUACUAAAAAUCGUAAUAUAGAUAGCUAUAUACUAAAAUGCUCAGAGUCAUAAACACGCUAGUUUUAUUCAGAAUUAUAUUCAUUAUGCACAUAAAUAAUAAUAAAUUUCCAUAAUAUAUCUUUAUAAAUAACUGAAUAAAAUUAAAUGGAAUUUAAAACUAAUAAUUAAAGUUCUUAAUAAAGUUUAAUUUAAAAAGAACUUUUUGGAUUUUUAAUGAAUUAGUUAUCUUACCUUAAUGAUGUUGCAGUAAGAAAUUGCUUUAAAAUAGAUUAAUAUUUUAGUUUUUGGUAUAAUUUUACAUCAUAGAAUAGCAGUAAUAAUACAUAAAUUUGCCUUUCUAUUUAAUUUAAAUUGACUUAGUUUUUCAUUAACUUCUUUCUAGGAGAAAACUCACCAAUUAAAUAUCUAUAAAACAUCUCAUAAAUGGGAAAUAAAGUCGCCUAGCCAAAUUAUAAUAAUUUAUUAAAAACAGUUUUGAAUGUUUUAGAACAUCUUUAAAUGAUUUAUGAGUUUGAUGAUUAAGAAAAAUACUAAAUGCCUUCUGAUUUAAAGAUUAUGUUAAAUAAUAAUUAUUUUUGGGAAAAAAUAUUGACUGUAGAAAAUUUAGAUAGUGAUAUUUUGCCAUCUUUUGUACAUAAAUUAGCUUAUAAAAACUUAGUAUCAUCUGAAAUAAUUGCUUGUGCAAUACUUUAAGGUCUUUUCAGAAUUUCAAGUGAAGAAGCAAAGUCUUAUGUGAGUGCAAUAGAACAUUUUCUGAUAAUAGAUGAUGAAUUUUAAAAUUAAAGGAUAGAAUGGAUAUUAGGAUUUCCAGGAUUAAAUAAGAGUUUUUCGAAAAACGAUACAUUUGGAGAAAUAAAAGAUGAGCGUAAAAUAUAAAUAAAUAACUACGGAACUUAUGGAAUGAAUAAUAUUUGUGAUUGCCUAUAUAAAUUUGAAAGUAAUUUAUGUUUAGAACAAAGCAGAAGUGUAUUAGAUUGUAUUUAUUAUAAUAAAAAAAUGCAAGAAAACGUAAGUAUUUAAUUUGUACUUUUAGUUUUGAAAUUAGGUAACUAAAUUCCUUCAUUAUUACAAUAUUUAGCCUUUUUACCAUCUCCUUCUUAUGCUUAUGCUAAAUAUGUUGACCUUUUUACACCUUUUAUUUAAGACUAUUAUUAAGAUUCAAAUAGAAUUAAGUAUUUUUAUUUCCCAAAAAGUGAAUAUGCAUAAGAAUGUUUAAAAGAACUUAAAAGCUUUAAUUAAAAACUCAAAAAUAUUUAUGAUUAAAAUGGAUUUGAGCAAAUGCCUAUUUAUGAUUAAGAAUAUGACUUUAGAAAUUUUAAAGGAUUCUAAGGUUUUUCAAAAUUAUACACAAUCGGAAAAACACGAAGUAUUUCUAUUAUUAAAUAAGGAUAGUUUGAUAUUUCUCAACUUUUAGAAAAAACUUAAAAUUAUUAUUAAUAAAAUUCUAAUAAUUAAUUCAAAAAUAAUAACGUUUUAAAAGUCUAUGAAAGGGAACUUAAUUGUUAUAUAACUGAUAAUAUUCCUUGUUUAACAGAAAACAAAGCUUAUGAUAAUGAAAUUAUUAAAGAUAAUAUUAUACUUUCUAAUUAUAUUUAAUCAGAUUCGCCUUGGAAUGCCUUCUUUAAAUAAAGAUAAUAAAUUGUUUAUCCUUAUAUGAGUUAAUAAUAACUAAAAGAAAAUAACACUGAAUUAAGUAUUUUCAUUUUUUAUUUUUUUAUUACAAAAAUUAUAUUUUUUUUUAGAUAAAUUAAUGGAUUAAUAAUUCAAAAACGAUAAAUGCAUUCGAGAAUUAUAAAUAGUAAAUAAUAGUAAUUAUAAUGUCUAAUUAGUUAUUUCUUUCAAGAUUAUUAGGCAAAAUAUAAAUAAUUUAAUACUACCCAAAAAUUCAAUUUAAUUCUUAAUAAAACCAAAAACAAAUUAAGUUGUUUUUGCUUUUGCAAAAACUGAUAUUGAGUAAGAUUUUGGGUAAUACUAAAUUGAUUUCGAAUAUGGAUUAUUACUAAAUUAUUCCUAAAUUAAUACUUAAAGACAUUUAAUUUCUAAAAUCACUACUUUUGAUCUACCUUUAUUAUAUGAUGUUUCAAAUAUUGAUGAAAGUCAAACGUAAUUAUUAUAAUAGAUAGUUGAUUAAAUGUAGGAAAAUAACAAAGGUUAAGGAAAUAUGAAUGAAAAUAUUGAAAAUGAUGCAUAAGAAAGUUUAUAGGAUGAAGACGAAGAAUUGAAACAGGAAAAAGUUAUUGAAGAAAAUGUUAGAAACCUUCAAUUGGAAAAUUAAAUAGAGUAAGAAGAAUUAAAA